Molecule: messenger RNA, 911 nt
Organism: Olea europaea var. sylvestris
Lineage: Eukaryota; Viridiplantae; Streptophyta; Magnoliopsida; Lamiales; Oleaceae
Product: protein FATTY ACID EXPORT 5-like
Exons: 3
Coding region: 219-629 (136 amino acids)
Cellular component (GO): membrane
Source: RefSeq, a predicted model, not a curated record
UCCUCUAGAGUUUCAUUCAAAGUUCCAAUCUUUAGCCCGUGACAAGGACAAAUGGGACAUUUCACGAAUAUUUCUGGGCCGAUAACCUGGUAUUGGAGUUGGUGACGCGAACAUUUGACCAACAGAACCACACGCCAUCAUCGCUGUUGAAAGUUUUGCUCUGAAAUUUGCUAAAAUUUCGAAAAUUUGAAUCAUUUUCAAAGGCCCAGUCGUUGAAAAUGCAUGAUUUUUGCUUCACAAUCCCAUAUGGGCUAAUGCUGGUGUGUGGUGGGAUCAUUGGAUACGCCAAGAAAGGCAGCACAGCCUCACUCGCCGGAGGCCUUGGCACCGGAUUCUUGCUCAUUCUCACCGGUUAUCUCAGCCUCCAAGCUUUCCACAAACGCAAAAACUCUUAUUUUGCCUUGAUUAUUGAAACCGCUUGUGCUGCCAUACUGACUUGGGUCAUGGGACAGCGUUACAUGCAAACUUCAAAGAUAAUGCCAGCUGGUAUUGUUGCUGGGAUCAGGGUGAUUUCACCUAACGUUGCUGAAGGUUUGCUAUCUAAUCUCGUCUGCAGCGGCUUGAUGACCAUAUUUUAUCUGUACAAGAUUGUGACCGGUGGAAACCAUUUCCCGCCCAAGACUGAGUGAUGGCAUGGAACAUCUCUUCCUCUAUUGAUUCUGUUACUGUAUCCACUGAGCAUUGCCACCCAAAAACAUGGAUUUGUCGAUAUUGCUGGUUAAGCCCUUUUUUAUUCUGUUCUCUAGAUAGAAUGAUUGUAUUAAAAGAGGAAUGCCAGUAUUUUCCUGACUGUUAAUGUUUCUGGUAGAUCUUGUAUUGUCUACUGUUAACUAAUAUUCGAAUUCUGUAAAGAACUCAACAUGCAAUACUUUAGUACAAUUGAGGAAAUACUUAUUUUUUAGUACUUUUUU